AUGGCGUCGUACCUGUCCCAGCUCCUUGGCCUCGGGCCCAAAAGACGCGCACCCGCGAUCGUGCCCACCGACGAGAUUGUGCCCCUGCACCUGUUCGACGAUACGGCCACCUUGCGGGGCUUCACGCUCAUGUGGACCUUCAAGUUCGACCAGGUGCUCGAUGCAGACAAGCUGGGCGAUUCGCUCUCGCAGCUCUUCCAGAUGGAGGGCUGGCGAAAGCUUGGCGGGAGGCUACGGCUCAGGCCCGAUCGAUCGGCAGAAAUUCACAUCCCAUGCCCUUUCACCAAGGAUCGACCGCCGCUCCACUUCACAAAGGCGAGCUUCAACAUGCGCAUGGCGGAGCAUCCCGAAGCAUCAAAGCUGCCAUCUCCAUCAGACAGACUCACGACCUUUCCAAGCCCUCGCAACUACCAAUCUCUAGCCCUUGGGCCAGGGGCGCCUAGGUGCAUAGACGAUUAUCUGUAUUCGGAUGCUCCGCUGUACGCCCUCCAUGUUGUCAACUUUACCAAUGGAACCCUGGUUUCUAUCACCUUCAAUCAUGUCAUCAGCGAUCUCGCCGGACUGAUGGCCGUCAUGAAGGCGUGGCAGCUCGUGUUGGCAGGCAAGCCCGAGGCCGUCCCGACGUUCAAGGGCUUCUACGACGACUCCAUGGCCGGACUCUACAAGGCGCAGCCGGCUGAAAGGUAUGUCCUGGCCGACAAGCAACUGACGGGCUGGCGACUUGCGGCGUUUGGACUGCGACUCAUCUUUGACUCGUGGUGGAACUCUCCGAUCCAUUCCAGGCUUGUCUGCAUUCCCAAGAGGACCAUCGACACACUUGUUCAGGCGGCCAGGGACCAGAUACCCAAAUCCACGGACAACAUCAACGGCGCUGCUGGUUCAUCAUCCUCGUUCAUCAGUGAAAAUGACAUCAUUGUAGCGCUGUCCAUGAAGGCGAUGGCGCAUAGCCUUGCCCCCAACCGAGCCAUCAUGGCUCUGCAAGCUGUUGAUCCCCGCAGUCGAGUCAAGUCGGUUUUUCAGCAAGACGCCGCUUAUGUUUGCAAUGCGCCUGCAGCAGCAUUUGUGCAAUGCAUCAGUCGAGAAACGGUCGACAUGAGCGUUGGGGAGCUGGCGCUUGAGGGCAGAAAGGCUCUCCUGUCGCAGCUUACAGAGGAGCAGAUGAAGGCCGUGGCUGCGCUGGCAUACAAGUCCAUGCUGAGCAAUGGCAACCCUCCUGUAUUCGGAGAUAGCGAUAUGGCUUUCCUCGUCUUUUCUAACUGGAGCAAGGCCGCCUUUCUGGAGAAGGUGGAUUUUGGCGCAGCCGUUGUCGAGGCGGGUCUGUCCCAGGACAAGCCGGCCCGACCCGUUUACUACCACUCCCAGAGCCUAGAAAGGGGCUCCUUUGCCACGAACGUCAUUGUCAUCAUGGGGAGAGACUUGGAGGGGAAUUUCUGGCUGAACGGAGACCUUCCAGCUCACGUCUGGCCGACGAUGCUCGAACACUUGGAGAAGUUUGCGUAG
Molecule: messenger RNA, 1500 nt
Organism: Trichoderma reesei QM6a
Lineage: Eukaryota; Fungi; Ascomycota; Sordariomycetes; Hypocreales; Hypocreaceae
Exons: 2
Coding region: 1-1500 (499 amino acids)
Molecular function (GO): acyltransferase activity, transferring groups other than amino-acyl groups
Source: RefSeq, a predicted model, not a curated record